AUGGGAAAGACCACCGACAAGAAGAAGACCACUCGCACCAAGGAGCCGGUGACCCGGGAUUGCACUAUCCACCUGCACAAGCACAUGCAAAAGGUUGCCUUCAAGAAGCGGGCUCCACGGGCUCUGCGUGUGGUUCGACAGUUUGCCAGCAAGGUGAUGAUGACCACAGAUGUUCGCAUCGAUACCAAGCUGAACAAGUUCCUGUGGAGCAAUGGCGUCCGCAACAUCCCGCGCCGCGUGCGCGUGCGACUCUCCAGGAAGCGCAAUGAGGAGAGGGACUUGACACCGACAGGAUGUUCACCUUGGUGCAGCACGUGCCGGUGGAGAGCUUCAAGGGCCUGCAGACUGAGAACGUGA
This is a messenger RNA of Durusdinium trenchii, 357 nucleotides long. The record is from the annotation of a GenBank genome assembly. NCBI's taxonomy places the organism in Eukaryota, Dinophyceae, Suessiales, Symbiodiniaceae.